AUGACCUCUCAUCAUAAGUUGAAUAUCUAUGUCACACACCUUCACGUUCUCUUCAGCCAGGUAGGCUCGUUCGACGUGACUAUCGACGACGGCAAGAAGGUUUCUGUGUUGAAGGAUGCGAUCAAGGCGAAGAAUACAGUGACGAUCACGUGUGAUGCUAAGGACCUGCGUCUCCUCCUGGCGAAGAAGGGCGCAGGAUGGCUACCAAGUGCGGACCUUGCUGCGAUAGAAGACGGAAAAGCGGUGCCGGGUUUUGAAAAAGUGUCAUUGGUGGAUACAAAGCGUGAGAGAUACUCGACCUAUUCGCUUUGGGAUGUGCUGGAGACGAAUGGAAUGCCACCACCUCAAACGCGGCAAAUUCACGUGCUAAUGGUGGUUCCUCCGCCGAGUGUCGGGUCAAAGCGUUCAGCUGAUGAUGAAAUUGCUGAUGUCCAGAAGCCCGCCGUGGCAGCCAUCAAGUCUAAGACGCUGACCAAGUUCAGACCUUUGUCCGUGCAUGAAGACGAGUUUCGACUCGACAGUCUGUCUAUCACGCAACAGAGUGACGACCCAAUUGUCAUGAUACCUACCUUGCAUGAGUUUUGGGAAGGACUCGGCGACUUCCCCCCGUAUUAUUUCGUUCGGGUUGCGGAAGUGAUGUUUUGA
This is a messenger RNA of Plasmopara halstedii, 645 nucleotides long. RefSeq names its product CRN-like protein. The transcript is spliced from 2 exons. The record is from RefSeq and is a predicted model, not a curated record. The coding region runs from base 1 to 645 and encodes 214 amino acids. NCBI's taxonomy places the organism in Eukaryota, Oomycota, Peronosporomycetes, Peronosporales, Peronosporaceae.